CGUACUGUCUUUUCGCGUCUGCUUGCGUUUACAGUUUUCAUUCCACAAUGACGAAUGUUUUCUUUUCGCCUCGCGCGUACUGUAAAAUUAUUUUACACGCAGCUAAGUAUCCGCAUUGUGCAAUAAAUGGUUUGUUGCUCGGCAAACAAAAGAAUAAAGAUGGCAGGGCGGAUCUGUACAUCGAGGACGCAAUACCUUUAUUCCAUAUAUGCUUGCAUGUUUCCCCAAUGGCGGAAAUAGCACUUACUUUGGUGGACCAGUUAGCUACAAGUAAAGGCCUUAUAUUGGCAGGUUAUUACUUGGCCAACGAGAAUAUAAAUGAUUUAAGUAUAGACAGACCGGCACAUAGAAUAGCAGAUAAAAUUGCAGAAAACUUUAACAGUGCGUUGCUUGUAGUGAUGGAUAAUCGAGAGGUGACUCUGGGUAUGGGAUCUAGUCCAUUACGAAUUUCACAAUCUAUAGAUGGAAAAUGGAGGCCAAAAGACAUAGCAAAUAUUAUUUAUGAAGGAGGUAUUGCACACACAGAUGCAAUGUAUUCAUUGCUGAAGACAGAGGAGCAUAAGAAUUUGAUCGAUUUUGAUAACCAUCUCGAUAAUAUUGCCCUUGAUUGGCAAAAUCAGAAACUAAAUAAAAUUAUUGAUGAGGCUGCCGAAAUACACAAAUAGGUGAAAACAAUGCAAGCAUUCCACACACAAAUCAUACAAAGAUUGUUUUAUUUAUAUGUUGUGUUGCACUCUACUUGUGUAUUUCAUUCACUAUAUGCAAAGUAACAAAUGUACAUAUAUUGUAGAAUUUAUAAAUGAAUAUCACCUGUUUUUAAAUUUA
This is a messenger RNA of Linepithema humile (Argentine ant), 825 nucleotides long. RefSeq names its product ER membrane protein complex subunit 8/9 (gene EMC8-9). Gene Ontology annotation, cellular component: EMC complex. The record is from RefSeq and is a predicted model, not a curated record. NCBI's taxonomy places the organism in Eukaryota, Metazoa, Arthropoda, Insecta, Hymenoptera, Formicidae.